AUGGGGUUCUGGCGCUACCCCGGCUCGCUCACCACGCCGGGCUGCGAUGAGAUUGUUGAGUGGCACGUGCUGCGCAAGGCCCAGUUCCUCUCCGUUGCUCAGGGUGCGUGCCAAACGUCGCGCGCGCAAUCGCCGAUUAACAUCGAGCCGUCGAUGGCGGUGAAAGGCAAGGACCUGCGCUUCCUCAACAUCAGCUACGCCCUCAGCAAAUCGCUCACCGUUUCUAACUUCGGCUUCACAGGAGGGGUGCAACCGCAAGCCGGCACGGAGAAUUUUAUGUACACGUCAACGGGCAAGUUUCGUCUGCUCGGCAUUCUGCUGCGCGCCUCGUCGGAGCACACCAUCCUCGGCGCGCCCGCGCCGCUCGAGGCGCACUUCGUGCACGAAAACGUCGCCAACCCCGCGAAGGGCGCAAUCAUUUCUGUGAUGAUCGUGAUUCACAAGAACAACGUCCGAAACCCGUGGCUCGACAAGUGGCUGCCGUACAUUCCCAAGGCGGUGAACACGUCAGUGUCCGUGCCCGCAACGACCAACUUCAAGGAGGCGUUGAACGUCAAGUACGGCUUCUGGUAUUACCGCGGCUCCACCACGUACCCGCCCUGCGCGCCCAACAUCGAGUGGUUCAUCCUCAAGCGCGGCCUCUACGGCUCCGUCGAGCAGUACCCAGCUCUGACUGAGCAGUCUCCUUUCUCCGUCCCUGGGCCCGUUGGAUCCAACGGCAACAUGCAAGAGCCCCACACCCAAGAGCCCAGGCACGCAGACGGGACACAGCAGCAAGUCCGCCGCGAAUCCAAAUCGCCACCACCAGCGUCGACACUGUCUCGAGAUGAAGCGUCCCUCAGGAGCAGCAAGGCCCCCACCCCUGCUGCAGGCACUCCCCUUCCACGCGCGACCUCGGCACCUGUGGGUGCUUCUUCUACGCCUUCAAAGGAGGACCCAGCCGCUGCAAAGCCAGGUAGCAAGAGCCUGGCUGAGCUUGUAAGGGAUACGGAUCUGGAGCCAGAUGAGGAGGUUGCUAGGUAUGGCGAGAUGAAGAACUAUGUUGAGGCUAUGGCCAAAAAUCGCUCUCCGGAGAAGGGUGCUGCAGAGGGUGGAGAAGGAACAGGGAGCAGCACUGGCGCUUUUUCUGGGAAGGAAGGUCACGCCAUUCCAGAUGAGGAGGUGAAGCACCUGAAGCCCCAGCAGCGAGCAUGA
Messenger RNA from Closterium sp. NIES-65, 1194 nucleotides. Lineage: Eukaryota; Viridiplantae; Streptophyta; Zygnematophyceae; Desmidiales; Closteriaceae. The record is from the annotation of a GenBank genome assembly.